GACCCGGAAGCGGAAGUGGAAGAAAGUUCUAGUGUGUUGAGGUAUCGCUGGGAGCAGCCGGGUGGCGGGAGGAGCCGUUACAGAAGCCGGAGCUGCUGAUUCAGCUGAUCAAGAUGACAACCUCCCAAAAGCACCGAGACUUCGUGGCAGAGCCCAUGGGGGAAAAGCCAGUGGGGAGCCUGGCCGGGAUUGGUGAAGUCUUGGGCAAGAAGCUGGAGGAAAGGGGCUUUGACAAGGCCUAUGUGGUCCUUGGCCAGUUUCUGGUGCUAAAGAAAGAUGAAGAUCUCUUCCGGGAAUGGCUGAAGGACACAUGUGGUGCCAAUGCCAAGCAGUCCCGGGACUGCUUUGGGUGCCUUCGAGAGUGGUGCGACGCCUUUUUGUGAGGCUCACUUGGGGAGCCCCCAGCCCCUAGCCCCAGCAUCGAGUCUCCAGAGUUUGCAGCUGCAUGGGGACUCCUCCCCUGUCCUCUACAAAGGAAGAGAUUGCUGUUGUCGUACUCACUUUUGAUGUACUUCAAGGUCUUUUGGGAGUUCUCUCCCCCACCAUUUCAACUUUUUUGCAUGCAUCUCCCUUCUCCUUCCCCUGCUAGUUUCAUGUCAACAAUUAUCGGCUUUUCCGAGUGGAUUCCUGGCCCUUCCCUCACCCCCACCCCCACUGGUCUGUUUUACGCUAUUUGGCUCCUUUUUUCGGCGGAAUAGUCACUGUCCUUGUAAAGUUUUUUAAAUCAAUAAAGUCAGUGGCCUUCA
Neogale vison (American mink) is the source of this 746-nucleotide messenger RNA. It is a transcript of the gene BANF1, whose product is annotated as BAF nuclear assembly factor 1. Bases 114 to 383 code for a protein of 89 amino acids. The record is from RefSeq and is a predicted model, not a curated record. Lineage: Eukaryota; Metazoa; Chordata; Mammalia; Carnivora; Mustelidae. The transcript has 3 exons. Gene Ontology annotation, molecular function: DNA binding.